CGCUGUGGAAUCAGAGCACUCAUCAAGGACGGAGAAUAUACCAGGCGCCCUUUCGCUCCCUGUUGCAGGACCACCGAGUUGGUCUGGUGCAACGCAUCGAGCAUUUUCUCCGCGGUUCACAGAGCGUGUGGGUUCCCAACGACGUCCGACUCCGGAAGACAGUAUCCGUUCUCAAAGCGCUGUGGACGCUUGCUACCAUUCCCUCUGGCCCUCGAGCAUCUCCAGACUCAACGCCUCUGGUGUUCCAUCCCCUCGAGAACAUCAAAUGGGACAUACUGGAUCUUUCGCUCCAGAGCGAUAUA
Messenger RNA from Mycena citricolor, 302 nucleotides. The record is from the annotation of a GenBank genome assembly. Lineage: Eukaryota; Fungi; Basidiomycota; Agaricomycetes; Agaricales; Mycenaceae.